ACAUAAAAAUUUCCGAUCCAAAUUUCCAAUUCCUUUCUCAAAUUCUGAUGUCGUUUUGCCGCUGGAUUUGCUAAUAUUGAAGGCAUUGUGUUUGCUUGUCCUCUCCAUACGCACAUUUUCUGUUUGACAAAAUUCGUCGAUGAAAAUCAUAUUCAAUUGAAUGAAAAUGCUGAGGCAAUACGGGAGAAGCAUCAUAUUCUGAUUUGCACGACGUCGUUUUCCAUCUGAAUUUGAUAAAAACUGAGAGCUCUGUGUUUACUUAUUUAUUAUGCUAUCUGUUUGAUAAAAUUCCUCAAUGAGAAUCGUACUCAAUUGAGUGAAAAUGCUGGGACAAUACGUGAAGAAGAAUCAUACUCUACUUAAUGGCUGUCGUGUUUUCUUUAUUCCUUACAGGAAGAUGCAUAGUGGAAAAAAGAUGGCAAUGGAAUUCACAGGUUUGCUGUUUAAUAAUACCAGUGUUAUACCUGAUCAUAGAGCUGUCUACCCAGUUUGGCGAUUUUGUCGAUUAAUAGAAAGAUGGCAGCUUAGUCAUUCAUUUUGCACAAAUAAUCAAAAUGUGAAGUCAGUAUUAGACUCUCAGGAUGUAAUAUCUAGUGUAGAGAAUGGCGAGUUAGACUGCGGUGAUGCCAGUGUUGUCAAGGGGGAAAAUAUUUUGGAUGAAAAAUCGAUUGACUUUACCAAAAUCAGCAGUAGUUUGCUUCCAACUGUCAUUCUCGUUGGGCGCCCGAAUGUGGGAAAAUCAGCACUUUUCAAUCGGUUGAUUCGGAGGAGGGAGGCUCUUGUAUACAAUACGCCAGAUGAUCAUGUUACUCGAGACAUCAGAGAAGGCAUUGCUAAAUUGGGUGAUCUCCGGUUUCGUGUGUUGGACUCAGCUGGUUUAGAAACAGAAGCAACUUCAGGGUCUAUUUUGCAAAGAACAGCGAGCAUGACUGCAAAUGUGCUUGCCAGGACUCACUUUGCAGUUUUCCUGAUAGAUGUUAGAGCUGGACUACACCCAUUAGAUAAGGAGGUCGGAAAGUGGUUGCGUAAAAAUGCUCCCGGAAUUACUCCUAUAGUAGCAAUGAAUAAAUCUGAAUCACUUUGUGAUGGUACUGGAUCUAUUAUUGAGGCGGCAGAUGAAGCACGUACGCUAGGAUUUGGGGACCCUAUUGCCAUAGCUGCUGAGACAGGGCUGGGUAUGACAACACUGUAUGAUUCCCUUCGGCCUUUGCUUGUGGACUAUAUGCUCAAAGUCCUUAAGAAUAAUUGUAACCAACACAAUAACAAUGACUCUAGUCAUGCUGAUGGCUCAAGUGAAGUUGAGGAAUCUAAGUUGCCAUUGCAGUUGGCUAUUGUAGGGCGGCCAAAUGUUGGAAAGUCAACCUUGCUAAAUACUUUGUUACAAGAAGAACGUGUGCUGGUAGGCCCAGAGGUCGGUCUGACUCGAGAUGCUAUUAGAGCUCAGUUUGAUUUUCAAGGAAGAACUGUAUAUCUGGUAGACACUGCAGGUUGGUUGCAUAGGACAGGGAAAGAUAAAGGACCAUCAUCCUUGAGCAUAAUGCAAUCAAGAAAAAAUCUGAUGAGAGCUCAUGUGGUUGCAUUGGUACUUGAUGCAGAAGAGAUCGCAAAUGCCAGACGUAGUAUGACACAUUCUGAAGUAGUUAUAGCAAGACGGGCUGUGGAAGAAGGACGUGGGCUUAUUGUCAUUGUGAACAAAAUGGAUCUUUUGCGAGGAAAGCAAAAUUUGAAGUUAUUUGAGAAGGUUAUGGAAGCUGUUCCUUUAGAAGUUCAGACAGUACUACCGCAGGUUUCAGGUAUACCAGUUAUAUUUAUUUCAGCAUUGGAGGGUAAGGGCCGGAUUGCUGUCAUGCAUCAGGUCAUUGAUACAUAUGAAAAAUGGUGCUCGAGAUUAUCCACGGCUCGGCUGAACCGUUGGUUGCGCAAGGUUAUGGGCAGGCAUUCCUGGAAAGAUCAGGCGGCGCAACCCAAGAUCAAGUACUUCACCCAGGUGAAGGCCCGUCCACCAACUUUUGUUGCCUUCACAAGUGGAAAGACUCGGCUUUCAGAUACAGACCUGAGGUUCUUAACAAAGUCUUUAAAGGAAGACUUUAAUUUGGGCGGCAUUCCCAUCCGGAUCAUGCAGCGCGCCGUUCCUCAAAAAAUCCCAGUGAGUAGGAGCAAGAGCAGUCAUUCCACCGGCAAGAUGGCUGAAAGUAUUGUUUCUGACAAGAAGCACAUUACCGUGUGACGCACAAACUUCGCUUACAUGCUCGCUAUAGAUUGUUUUCUUUGAUGUAAAAAGCUUGGUAGUUCUAGAAUGAAUUAUGCAAGUUUCUCAAGAUACAGAUGUGGCUUGCUCAUAUGUUGUAAGAUUCAAUAGCUUCUAAGGUAUGUUAAGAUUGUGGGCCACACUUAUAUGGGUUUUAUUUUGAGGAAA
Molecule: messenger RNA, 2416 nt
Organism: Mercurialis annua (annual mercury)
Lineage: Eukaryota; Viridiplantae; Streptophyta; Magnoliopsida; Malpighiales; Euphorbiaceae
Exons: 9
Coding region: 323-2227 (634 amino acids)
Molecular function (GO): GTP binding
Source: RefSeq, a predicted model, not a curated record